GAAGGAACAAUUUGAGUGUACCCGACCCGAGUGAGGGAAGGACACAUUGUACUGCGGUAAAGUGUCUUUGCAACGUAUUCAAACACAAUGGCGAGUAAGUUUCCAGCACCUGAGGAUUUUGACGAGCAGUUCCUGACCUGCGCGAUCUGCAUGCUGAACUACCGGGACCCCAAAAUCCUGCCAUGUCUGCACAGUUUCUGUAGGGAGUGUCUGCAAGAAUGGGCCGCCAAACAACAGCCGCUGGAGUGUCCAACCUGUCGCGAACCGGUCAGACUACCAGACCAAGGUGUGGACGGACUCAGGACCAACUUCUAUGUCAACAACCUGCUGGACUUCGCGGCGGCCAAGAAAGGGGCGGAGCCAGAUCACGAAGUCGUCGCUGAAGAAACCCUCAAGGCAGAAAAAGACGCAGGUAAAUUUCAUCGCAAGCGACACUGUCCAAAACACAAGAACCAAGAACUGGUCUUCUACUGUGAGAGCUGUAACGCGUUGGUUUGCACGGCGUGUACCGUGGUCGACCAUCGACCGGGCAAAGAUCACAAUCCCGUAGAAAUCGCCACUGUCACUCAGAGAAGGAAGGCAGAACUGCUGGGACUUCUGCAAGACAUAGACCCGCGUCUGAAGAAAAUACAGGAUGCUGUGAAAGAAGUUGAUAGAAAGAUUUCUAUCUUGAUCCCUGCGAAAGAAGCAGCUACAGACCAAGCCAAGGCGUACUUCCGCAAACUUGCCGACCUUCUGCAGAAGCGUGAAGGGGAGAUUUUGAGCCAGAUUGACGAACAGUGCCGCGCGGACGGCAAGGCUCUACAGGCAAAGAAGGAAGCGAUAGAGUUCGAGUUGGCCGGACUGACGAGCGCACAGACGUUCUGCCAACAAGCUGUAGAACACGGAAGUGACGUGCACGUUCUGGAGGUGGGAAACCAAGUCCAAACAAGGGUGGAAACUCUGCUGGCAAAAGAACUGGACCUGGAGUCCGACUGGAGCGAGUUUCAGUUCGUCGAGAACACGACAGUUGUUGAUGUCAAAAAAGAAGUUGACAAUUUCGGUGUCGUAAAGACAAACGUCGACGUUUCGAAGUGCAAAGUUGCCGUAAAGCCGGCAGUCCGGGGGUUUCAGUGUGUCGCCGAGCUGACGACACUGAACAAAGAAGGCCGCCCUUGUUUUACGAACAGUAAAUCUGUCAAAGCCAAGAUGAAGAACCCGUCUGGAAAGAACUUGCCGACAGAAGUACAGAUGAAGAGCAGGGGCUUGUGGGAAAUCUCGUACACACCUGAGGUAGCGGGUAACCAUAGUUUAGAGGUCAAGGUCAACUCGCAACAAGUAGCAGGAAGUCCGUUUGAUGUUGACGUGAAGGGGAACCCCGUGUUGACAAUCGGAGAGGGGGGCAGCGGGGUGGGGGAACUGAUCUGGCCGGUAGGUGUCGCUGUUGAUAAGGACGGCAACAUCGCAGUGGUGGAGCGAGGGAACAAACGAGUUCAGAUAUUCGAUAAAGACACGGGUCAGUCUUUGCGUAGCUUCCCAGUUGAAGGUGAGAAUCCACACAGUAUUGAUGUUGACUCCGAGGGACGGUUUCAUGUGACGUCGUGGGGCGAGAAUUCCGGCUUAAGACGCUACUCCAAGGAGGGCGAACUUUUGAACACACUUAAGCCUGACUGCAUGCACGAUCCGCACGGCGUGACAGUUCUGAAGGACGGCCGUAUGGUGGUGGUGGACCGUACUCAGCAGAUAUCAUGUCUCCUCCUACAGCCUGACGGGAGCCUCAUCCGGGAGAUCGGCAAGGGGCAGUUACAGGGGCCAGCGUUCGUGUCUGUAGACGAGUCACGUGAUGUGCUGCUUGUCACAGACAAGACCGCACACAAAGUAUUCGCGUUUGACCUGGACGGAAACCUGAAGUUCGAUUUUGGUAAGGAAGGUGACAAUGAUGGCGAAUUUAGGAAACCAAAUGGUGUAACAACAGACCCGGCAGGUAACAUCAUUGUAGGUAGCGCAGAAGACGGCCGUGUGCAGGUGUUCGCGCCUGACGGGACUUUAAAACAGAAAGUGGGACCAGUCAAAGGGGGGUUUGCUAGUGGAGUCGCUCUGACUCCUGAUGGUUACAUAGCAGUGGCGUGCUUUAGAGGAAACUGUAUAGAACUGUACAGGUACAUGUGA
Molecule: messenger RNA, 2148 nt
Organism: Branchiostoma belcheri (Belcher's lancelet)
Lineage: Eukaryota; Metazoa; Chordata; Leptocardii; Amphioxiformes; Branchiostomatidae
Product: tripartite motif-containing protein 2-like
Exons: 2
Coding region: 88-2148 (686 amino acids)
Biological process (GO): positive regulation of DNA-templated transcription
Cellular component (GO): nucleoplasm; chromatin
Molecular function (GO): ubiquitin-protein transferase activity; protein binding; zinc ion binding
Source: RefSeq, a predicted model, not a curated record